AAACAAGGGGUGGAGUCACAMUAAGAAAAAGGRAUACAAAAUGGCUGUUCAGAGACACUGUAGGUAUUGCAAAUGUCAAAGAAAUAUGUACAAUUGAGACUAGAAACUAGAGAAUAAUGGCGCUCUGUAUUACAUUCCUCCUACUUCUUACCUUUGGCUGUUCAGCUACAGUUCAGCAGCUUUAUCGGGAAGCGGAAGCUCGGAGUCAAGCUGCACAUGCCCCUGGGAGAUUUGUUCCACAGUAUAGGCCUGUUCAAGAACCAGCCAGAUUUCAACCAAGGCCUGUGCAAUGGCCCGCYAGGGUCCAGACACCGAUGCAAGUUCAAAAACCUUUCCUCCAGUCAAAGCAGACCUUCAAUGAGCCUUUGACCUGGAGAUAUCCUGAAGAUCCAGUCAAAGAGGUGCAGUUGGCUAUUGAUGAGCAGAGACCGCUGCCUGUGCCUGCCAGUAGCGUUGCAGUUCAAUGUGGGGAGACUGCUGCUCGUGUGGAAGUSAAGAGAGAUCUGCUCGGUAUCGGCCAACUCAUUCACCCAGCGGAUCUUACUUUGGGAGGCUGUGCUGUCACUGGGGAGGAUACUUCCGCUCAAGUUCUGAUCUUUGUCACUGAGCUGCACGAAUGUGGCAGCACUCUGACGAUGACUGAAGAUUCACUUGUCUAUGUCUUCACACUCCGUUAUACACCAGCCACCCUGGGCAGCAGCCCCAUUGUUCGGACUAGAGAAGUGGUGUUCUGGGUUGAGUGCCACUAUCAAAGAAAUCAUGAUGUGAGCAGUGAUUCAGUGAAGCCCACCUGGAAUCCCUAUGCCUCCACUAAGGUUGCAGAGGAGCUCCUCUACUUCUCCCUGAGGCUAAUGACUGACAACUGGCAGUUGGAGAGACCCAGCAAAGAGUACGUCCUUGGAGAUAAUAUUAACUUUGAAGCUUCUGUCGUCCAGUUCUACCAUGUGCCCCUCYGAGUCUUUGUGGACAACUGUGUAGCCACAGUCAUCCCAAACACCAACACUGUCCCAAGAUAUGCCUUCAUCGAGAACYGUGGUUGUCUGGUCGACACCAAGCUGACAGGCUCCAGGUCCCAGUUCAUACCUCGCACCAUGGAUGACACUCUCCAGUUCCAGAUAGAAGCCUUUAGGUUUCAUGCUGUGAACACUGGCUCAGUGAGUAGUUAAUCCUGAGAUCUUCUGCA
Salvelinus sp. IW2-2015 is the source of this 1183-nucleotide messenger RNA. Its product is annotated as zona pellucida sperm-binding protein 3-like. NCBI's taxonomy places the organism in Eukaryota, Metazoa, Chordata, Actinopteri, Salmoniformes, Salmonidae. The record is from RefSeq and is a predicted model, not a curated record.